AUGGUGUGCCCGGCAGACAGCCCGAACUCCCGCUGUACCAUGGGAUGUGAAGCUCCGUCUUCACGGCGCAGGCGCGAGGCGCCAGCAGGGAUGCAGCAGCGCGCAGCCGUGGUGCAGGGGCCCAUCGCUCUCGUUCCCGAGGAGACAACAAUAGCGCCACCUGAAUGCCCAGGAGAAUGUCACGAGCACGCUGUGUGUAACAUUGCAACGAAGACCUGCGUGUGCGAAGACGGCUGGGUUGGAAAUGGUGUCCACUGUGAAGAGAAACAGUUGGACUGGUGCAGCAUCAUAACCUGUGACGUCACUGCCCACCGGCGCUGUAGAAACACCCCAGGAAGCUACGCGUGCGAGUGUCAGCCUGGAUUCACGGAAUUUAACGGAAGAUGCCAAGUGAGCCAAACAUAUCAAUGUUCCAUCCGUCUGCGAGCUCUGCAGUUCACACCGGACCUAGAGGACACACAGACUGCAGCGUACAUGGCCUUGGUUACCAAAGUCACUCAGACGGUUGAGGAGACCUUUCUCCAGACGGACAUGUCUAGUGUGUACCUGGGGAUCUCCAUCCUGGGGUUCAGACGUGGCAGUGUGGUGGUCGACAUGAGGCUUCACAUCCGGGAAUCUGAGGGGACAGAUCUAGAUCCAGGCCGGAUGACUGCGGCAUUCCGUGAUGCUGUGGUGAGGCAGAACGGGACAGAUCUGGACAUAGACGCUUCUUCAGGAGAGAUGACAGAUUUUGACGAGUGCGCGGAUCCAGAUGACCAUGACUGUCCGAUAGAGGCCGUCUGUGUGAACACAGUCGGGUCUUUCACCUGUCGGUGUGGGGAGGGGUACAAGGAUGAGUCAGCGGACAGCCCCGGGAGGAGCUGUAUCCCGACCGGAGGCGAAUUCCCGAUGGUCUGGGUCGCUGCUGGAAGUGGGGUGGCGAUGGCUUGUAUUGUUGGCGCCAUAGUAAUGUACAUGUGUGUCCGCAAGCGCCAGAAACAGGGGCAAAAAAGUGAUAGUGCGGGAGCGUACGCGUUUGACAACGUCGCUUACACCACAGCAGGAGAGCAGAGUAACUAUGGCAACUCUUCUCUACCCAUGAUCCCUAUCAACUCACUGUCAUAUACCGAUUGAGAUCUUA
Branchiostoma floridae (Florida lancelet) is the source of this 1120-nucleotide messenger RNA. RefSeq names its product 63 kDa sperm flagellar membrane protein-like. The record is from RefSeq and is a predicted model, not a curated record. The coding region runs from base 1 to 1113 and encodes 370 amino acids. Lineage: Eukaryota; Metazoa; Chordata; Leptocardii; Amphioxiformes; Branchiostomatidae. Gene Ontology annotation, molecular function: calcium ion binding. The transcript is spliced from 8 exons.